Coregonus sp. 'balchen' is the source of this 914-nucleotide messenger RNA. NCBI's taxonomy places the organism in Eukaryota, Metazoa, Chordata, Actinopteri, Salmoniformes, Salmonidae. The record is from the annotation of a GenBank genome assembly.
AUGAAGCUAACUCUGUUACACUGGUACCAGCUGACACACAGGAACACUGAGUCUGAGAGCAGCACAGAGGACCAGCAGGAGGACAACCAGCCUGAGACCCAGAGACCAGCCAGACUCACCCAAGACCCAGAGCCCUCUACCCAGAGAUCAAGACCCAGAGACCAGCCAGACUCACCCAAAACCCAGAGCCCUCUACCCAGAGAUCAAGACCCAGAGACCAGCCAGACUCACCCAAGACCCAGAGCCCUCUACCCAGAGAUCAAGACCCAGAGACCAGCCAGACUCACCCAAAACCCAGAGCCCUCUACCCAGAGAUCAAGACCCAGAGACCAGCCAGACUCACCCAAAACCCAGAGCCCUGUACCCAGAGGAACAUGGUGUCUCCUGAUCCCUGGAACCAUCUGCUCUCCAGCUCCAACCAACCUCCAAGCUCUCUCUGACAGAGGAGUUAAUCAGAGGAACACUGUCUGGACCCAAAGCCUUUCUCCCGGUCCUGGGUUGGAUUAUUUCAAUAGAUCUUCUAGUGGUGCCUGUUGUUACUCUCUCUCUCACAUCUUAUUUCAUAAAGAAUGAGAUAUUGUGGAUGUCUUCCGACCGUUUGCUGUGUGAAGACAGAGGGUACUGAGGGACUGAUGAUACAAUAUUAUAUUAAAUCAGAACUUUUCUUCAUGAAUGCAUUUUAUUUCCAGAAUUACAGUUCGUUUAGAUUUGUGAACCAUGGGGUUUUAGGGAGACCGUGCCACAGAUGUGUGUUGCUGUCAGGGAGUGGUGAACAUUUGGAGCCCUGGGAAGAGGAGCCCUGGGUAGAGGUGUCAAAGGAUGGUGAACAUUUGGAGCCCUGGGAAGAGGAGCCCUGGGUAGAGGUGUCAAAGGAUGGUGAACAUUUGGAGCCCUGGAAGAGGAGCCCUGGGUAG